AUGGCUGUGCAGCGAUUCCAUUCUGCAGUACCAAAGUGUCUCGUCUAUUUUUUUCGCUGGCUUGAAUCCAAUUUGCUGUUGAUUGCGGUCUACUCAAUCCAUCAGACCACUUGGGUGUCUGUCAUACCUAGUGAGUUGCGUACCGAAAGAGGGGAAAUACCUAGAGGGCACAUUGUCGUCGUCCCAGUGAGCGCUGCAGACCCACAUCACAUCAUAUCACGCGCGUCUAUUUUCUUCUGGGAGGAGGAGGAGGAGGAGCAGUCCAUGCAUGUCAGCAAGGUUUCUAGAAGAAAAAAAGCCAACGUCCUACAGUACGAGUGA
Cadophora gregata is the source of this 321-nucleotide messenger RNA. RefSeq lists its product as uncharacterized. The coding region runs from base 1 to 321 and encodes 106 amino acids. NCBI's taxonomy places the organism in Eukaryota, Fungi, Ascomycota, Leotiomycetes, Helotiales, Ploettnerulaceae. The record is from RefSeq and is a predicted model, not a curated record. The transcript has a single exon.